Molecule: messenger RNA, 1047 nt
Organism: Zygotorulaspora mrakii
Lineage: Eukaryota; Fungi; Ascomycota; Saccharomycetes; Saccharomycetales; Saccharomycetaceae
Gene: BRR1
Product: Brr1p
Exons: 1
Coding region: 1-1047 (348 amino acids)
Biological process (GO): spliceosomal snRNP assembly
Cellular component (GO): small nuclear ribonucleoprotein complex
Source: RefSeq, a predicted model, not a curated record
AUGAGGGAUAAUUCUAAGCAUCUAGUAGAUUCUGCUUUCGGGCAAAGCAGGGCCUUUUCACUUAAUGAUAAACUCGUUAACCCUGAAGCUGUACGAUAUCUGAGUAAUGUGCGCCAAGAAGCCUUGAGAACGAACGUUUCAAAGAAAAAGCAAUAUACUAAGUACAAAGCAUCGUUGUAUGAUGACGAGGAGGAAGAGACAAGUAAAGUGGUAGUCUUGAACAACAAUCCUCCUCCUAGUGAGGUCUUCGCGGAUUUCAGGCUUCGUAUGGACAAAUGGCUGGAGUGGUUCAUUGAUACGAAGCAAAUCGUUAAUGAAAAUAGUGACGUAUUUCAGGGUUAUGAUGGCACAACGAUGGAUCUUCUCUUGCUUUAUCUUCGAAGGUAUCUUUCUGGUCUUCCUGAACAAAAAGGUAUAGUCCUGCAUCUCCUCUCUAUCUUAAAGGAAGCUCCAAAUAUAAAGGAAGAUAGCUCUCUCGAGAUAGACGAACAAUGGGCUAUCAGCACUGUCAAAAAACUGAAGAAUAAGAAAAUUAAAAGUAUUGAUGACAUCAAGAUAAAUAUUCAGGAGUUAAACCGAGAAAUUCCAGUUGGAUUUAAACAGUGGUAUCAAUAUUUGCAAGAACACGAGCCAACUCAUACGGCUUUCACAUCUACAAUAAAUGCACGUAACAUAUGGAUCCUUGUCCAGUAUAUGAAUCAAGAAUGGCUCAAGGAUAUGAUGAAGUGCAAAAGACCUCCGCAAUCAAUUCGGCUAAGCAAUUGGCUUUUGUACAUUUUAUAUCACUUACCAGUCAAUCUCACAGCAGAGUCCGUUAGCAGUAUUCGAGAACUUGGUAAGAAGUGCCGUAAAGUAAUAGAGGAGGAUGCUGUCAAGGCGGCGUCUGAAGAAGCAAAGAUCAAGAUUCCAGCACUUCAAAUUAAUUUGCCUUCUGAAAUGGCAAAUUUAGGAAUUAGUUCUGCUCCUUGUGAUCUUAAUAUUGUUGGAUUGACACUUGCUGUAAUAGCAAGCAUUUAUCGCCAAAGAGAUCUAGUAGAUUGGGUGUGA